AUCAAUCCUCAUUGCCACGUCUCUUCAGGGCAGCAGCGUUUACAGCGGCCGUCGCGGCUACAGAGCGACGCGAAGUGAAUUGGGAGGGCUGCGCUGCGCCCCCUCCCCAGCCUGGCGGGCUCCCCAGCCUGGCGGGCUGGCGGUGAAGGCACCCGCUCAUGGUGCUGUUGGAGAGGCGAACUGGGAAAUCUUUCACGUUGUUACAUAAGUAUCAGGGCAAAAGCUGCCAAAGGUGGAAGAGGUGGAUUGCUUCCUGGUCAUGCCCGGUGGAAGGAGGGGACCCAGCCGGCAGCAGCUAAGCCGUUCAGCUUUGCCUUCUCUUCAGACGUUGGUGGGUGGAAACUGUGGCAACGGCACUGGUCUGAGAAAUAGGAAUGGUAGUGCUCUCAGCCUCUCUGCUCCUCCUAUUACUGCCCUGAUUACUCCUGAGCCUGUGAGACACUGCCGAAUCCCAGAACUCCCUGUGGAUGGAAACCUUCUGUUUGAGUUCCUCUUUUUCAUCUACUUGCUGGUGUCUCUUUUCAUUCAAUAUAUUAAUAUUUACAAGACCGUCUGGUGGUAUCCUUAUAACCACCCUGCCUCCUGUACAUCACUGAACUUUCACCUCAUCGAUUACCACCUGGCUGCAUUCAUCACAGUGAUGUUGGCACGGAGGCUAGUGUGGGCCCUCAUCUCUGAGGCCUCGCAGGUGGGUACUUCAUCAAUGAUUCACGAUAUGGCAUUGAUUCUGGGACGCCUAGUUCUACUCACCCUUUGUGUAUGGGUGCUCUGCUGGACUCUGGUCAACCUCUUCCGUAGCCAUUCUGUCCUCAAUCUCCUCUUUCUGGGCUACCCGUUUGGUGUCUAUGUUCCAUUGUGCUGCUUCCACCAGGAUAGUAGAACUCAGCCUCUUUCAACAGACUGCAGCUAUUUAGUGCAGGAUCAACUAGUGGAUGAUGGUGCCUCGGGGGUUGGCAGUCUUGUGAAGCCCAAAGAUUUAUUUUCUCUCCUGAGAGAAUCUGUCAAAGAACAGUUCAACCCCUCUAUGACCACUCCAACGCACAGCUGUCCCUUGUCCCCAGAUCUCAUUCGCAAUGAAGUGGAGGGCCUCAAAGCAGACUUUAACCGCCGAAUCAAGGAAGUUCUGUUCAAUUCCCUCUUCAGUGCCUACUAUGUGGCAUUUUUGCCACUGUGCUUUGUGAAGAGCACUCAGUAUUAUGAUAUGCGCUGGUCAUGUGAGCACCUCAUCAUGGUUUGGAUAAAUGCUUUUGUCAUGCUCACCACACAACUGCUUCCUCCCAAGUAUUGUGACUUGCUACACAGAUCAGCUGCUCACUUGGGCAAGUGGCAGAAGCUGGAACAUGGUUCAUACAGUAAUGCCCCUCAACACAUCUGGUCUGAGAGCACAAUAUGGCCGCAAGGGGUACUGGUACGGCAUAGUCGAUGCUUAUAUAAAGCAGUGGGACCUUAUAAUGUAGCAAUACCUUCAGAUGUCUCCCAUGCUCGCUUUUAUUUCCUCUUCCACCAUCCAUUACGGCUCCUCAAUCUGCUGAUUCUCAUAGAAGGCAGUGUGGUCUGUUAUCAACUCUACUCCCUGCUUCGCUCAGAAAAAUGGAACCAUACGCUCUCCAUGGCCCUGAUACUCUUCUGCAACUACUAUGUCUUAUUUAAACUCCUGAGGGACCGAAUAGUAUUGGGCAAGGCAUACUCUUAUCCACUCAACAGCUAUGGGUUAAAAGCCCAUUAGUCAUCUGAGGAAGGGAAGGAUAUUUUCAUACAGUUAUAUUUUUUUUCCUUGCAACUGUUUAUAAAUAUUUAAAAAAAUA
Candoia aspera is the source of this 1805-nucleotide messenger RNA. RefSeq names its product transmembrane protein 39A (gene TMEM39A). The transcript has 9 exons. Lineage: Eukaryota; Metazoa; Chordata; Lepidosauria; Squamata; Candoiidae. Gene Ontology annotation, cellular component: endoplasmic reticulum membrane. The coding region runs from base 260 to 1726 and encodes 488 amino acids. Gene Ontology annotation, biological process: negative regulation of autophagosome maturation; negative regulation of autophagosome assembly. The record is from RefSeq and is a predicted model, not a curated record.